ACCGACCGGCGGGCGCGCAGUGCACGCAUGCGCACCCGCAGCCUGGCGGGCGGGGGUGCGGGGGCUCGCACAGCGGGUUUGGUUGGUUGGUUGGGGUUUUUUUUGUUUUGUUUUUUUAGCAGUAGUCCUCCAAGGCGCACGCCAGCUCAGGCCCCGCGUUGGAAAAUGGCGGGCAAGUUGGAGUCCUUGAGAAUGGAGCCCCCCGAAGUCGUGGAGGAGGCUGAGGAGGCUGAAGGGCAGACCAAGUCUUUGAAGAUGACUGAAGACUUGCUGGCAAUGGUGAAAAAACUGCAGAAAGCCAGGCAUCUGUCUUCUCUGGCUCAAUCUUUCUUUCAUGCUGCAGAGGGAAGCCUGGAACCACAAAUUGAAGACCUGAUUAACCGGAUUAAUGAGCUUCAGCAAGCAAAGAAGAAAUCCAGCGAGGAACUGGGAGAAGCCCAAGCUCUCUGGGAGACCCUGCAUAGGGAAUUGGACUCCUUGAAUGAAGAGAAAGUGCAUCUAGAGGAGGUCUUGAACAAAAAGCAAGAGGCACUGAGUAUCCUCCAGUUGUACUGCCAAAGGAAGGAAAGUGGAGCUCAUAGGAAGAACAUGUUGCAGGACUGCACAGAGCAAAUUUCUAUCCAUAACUCUCAGGUCGCAGAGAAUUGCAGACAGAGGAAGCUGGGGUUGCAUGUUGAAGAACAGCUGGAGAAUUUGAUGGGCCAGCACAAGGAACUCUGGGAAUUCCACAUGCUGAAGCAGCGACUGGCCUGGGAGAUCCGUGCUCUGCAGAGCAGCAGGGAGCAGUUGCUCACCGAAGAGAGCCGGGCCCUGGCCAAGCUGGAGGACGUGGAGCGGCGGCUGAGCUCGGCGCCCGAGGCCGGGGGCGUCCAGGCGGUGGACGACGGUGCGAUUGCCUCCUGUGGGUACAGGAUAAGGAGAUGGUCGAUUGCCUCCCAGGCUGAACUCUGAAGAGUGGAGACUGACCAGCCCUACUGUGCCUCCCUGGGUUCCAGUAAAAGGCCUGAAAGCAACCCAGCCUGAAAACAGAUGCCCCUUUCAGCCAUCGCCUGGAUAUUUUUGUACAUGCAUGGAAUCCACUGAACUUCCUUACAUCUGAAGGCUACUGAUGAUUAAUUUUUCAUUGUUUCCAUGUGCCCGUAGUUCUUAUUCUUAACCAUUUUUCUUCUCUCUCAUAUAAAAUAAACACUGGCUUAUUCCAUAUUCCUGGAGUUCCCCAAAAGUUCAUACUUGGAGUGGUUGCUUCUUCACUCUCACACACUUCCCUUUGUCCUCUGCUUGUAGGUUAAGGGCAGUUGUCAAAUUAUUCCCCUCCACCCCCUCCCUGGGAAGGAAAGGAUCAAACGGUGUUCCAGUCAGGGAAUUCUUUUAGUCUUUUCAUCUUUAUUCUGUUGGGGUUGUGGGCUUGGAAUGGGAGACUAAAAGGACAGGAGACCGAUAUUUGGGACUGUGGAACAGCAGUGUGAGAAGUGAGCCUUUAAAAGAUGGAGUCGUAAAUGGGAGCUGCACUGCCCAGCGUGACAGCUCCAGGCCGGCCAUGUGGGGCUUCUGAGCACUUAGAGUGGCAUUAGCUGGUCCAAACUGAGGCAUGGCCCAAGUACAAAAUGCCUGCCAAAUUUCAAA
Messenger RNA from Canis lupus familiaris (dog), 1623 nucleotides. It is a transcript of the gene SYCE1L, whose product is annotated as synaptonemal complex central element protein 1 like. Lineage: Eukaryota; Metazoa; Chordata; Mammalia; Carnivora; Canidae. The record is from RefSeq and is a predicted model, not a curated record. Gene Ontology annotation, biological process: synaptonemal complex assembly. Gene Ontology annotation, cellular component: synaptonemal complex. The coding region runs from base 28 to 951 and encodes 307 amino acids. The transcript has 11 exons.